AUGCGUGAUGGAAACCCAGUACAAUUGUGGCCUUGCAAAUCUAAUACAGAUUGGAAUCAGUUAUGGAAUUUGAGAAAAGACAGCACUAUUCGAUCUAAUGGCAAGUGUUUGACCAUUUCCAAGUCCAGUCCAGGACAGCAGGUGGUGAUAUAUAAUUGCAAUACCGCUACAGUUGGUGCCACUCGUUGGCAAAUCUGGGACAAUCGAACCAUCAUAAAUCCCACAUCUGGUCUAGUUUUGGCAGCCACAUCAGGGAACAGUGGUACCAAACUUACAGUGCAAACCAACAUUUAUGUUGUUAGUCAAGGUUGGCUUCCUACUAAUAAUACACAACCUUUUGUGACAACCAUUGUUGGGCUAUAUGGUAUGUGCUUGCAAGCAAAUAGUGGAAAAGUAUGGUUAGAGGACUGUACCAGUGAAAAGGCUGAACAACAAUGGGCUCUUUAUGCAGAUGGUUCAAUACGUCCUCAGCAAAACCGCGAUAAUUGCCUUACAACUGAAGCUAAUAUAAAAGGAACAGUUGUCAAGAUCCUCUCUUGUGGCCCUGCAUCCUCUGGCCAACGAUGGAUGUUCAAGAAUGAUGGAACCAUUUUAAAUUUGUAUAAUGGAUUGGUGUUAGAUGUGAGGCGAUUGGAUCCGAGCCUUAAACAAAUCAUUGUUCACCCUUUCCAUGGAAACCUAAACCAAAUAUGGUUACCAUUAUUUUGAUAGACAGAUUACUCUCUUGCAGUGUGUAUGUCCUGCCAUGAAAAUAGAUGGCUUAAAUAAAAAGGACAUUGUAAAUUUUGUAACUGAAAGGACAGCAAGUUAUUGCAGUCCAGUAUCUAAUAAGAGCACAACUAUUGUCUUGUGCAUUCUAAA
This is a messenger RNA of Ricinus communis (castor bean), 861 nucleotides long. RefSeq names its product agglutinin-like. The transcript has 2 exons. NCBI's taxonomy places the organism in Eukaryota, Viridiplantae, Streptophyta, Magnoliopsida, Malpighiales, Euphorbiaceae. Bases 1 to 708 code for a protein of 235 amino acids. The record is from RefSeq and is a predicted model, not a curated record.